UGUAAGCUGCUGUGGUGAAGUAGCACCCAUCACACACCAUCACACACGCGCUGACAAACUUGACUAAUAAUGGCCCAUCUCCAAUAAAGUCAACCAUCCCUUCUCUUCUAAACCUGCUGCCAUCGUGAUUUUCUCCCUCUUCGUCCCUCGUCGUCCCUCGCCAUUGCCGCCGUCAAGGCAACAUGCAUCCUCAUCGCCAGCCGUCGCCCUCGGGCUACUUGCAGCCCGGAGCAUUAUCCUCAUCGUCUCGGCACCCUCGAAGGCCCUCGCCCGAGCCAUCGCACUCACCCAACCCGGCCACCCCGGUAGCCUUCGACGAAGCCGGAGUCGAAUAUUUCCCCGCCCUGUCUGAAGCUCCCUCGACUCGAUCUCGCAUUUCGCUGCCCUUGUCGCGUCCAUCCUCGCGUCCAUCGUCCAUUGUUAGCGCCACCGGAAACCGCCCGGCGCUGGAGCAGGGGGGCCGUCUUUCCAGCAUCCGCAUCCGACGAUCCUCAAAUGCAUCCCUCCGCGCCUCCGGGAACGACCUCGUCCCCCCGAACUCGGGUAUUUUCGAGGCCCACGAUGGCUUCCAGGGCGGUCGUCCUCGUAGCAUCUCGCAACCCGAGCGUGCUCACGUCCCCGACAACGCUGGCCUGGCCCGGCACUCAAGGAGGGUUCCGCAAGUUGCCAUGCCGCGUCUAACAGAGGAGGGUGGUCGUCCGACUCUCACUGAACUUGGCCUCGAGCCGACGUCACCUCUCUCUCCGACCAUGUCCCUACCCGAGCACACAACCAGUCCCACUCAGGACCUGCCUCAAACUCAAGACCUCGACGGAACCAGGCCGCAAAGGGCAAGGAGACUGACCCGGAUGCUGUGGCCUGGAAACAUCCGACGACAGGUCAACAGCCGCGAGUCUCGGCUAUCUCAGGCCCAGGAACCCGAUGAUGAAUACGGCCAGGAAUUGGUCGAUUGGCUGGACAUGAUUGAUCCCGAGGUCCAGACCUUGUCUACUCUUACCAACGUGCAAAACUCCCUGUUCAUUCCCGACUUGGGCGGCUGGAUCAACCGCCGUCCCACCUACGUCCUCUCCGACCACGCGCCCCAGCAGGAGUGGGCAAGGGGGGCCCUCGCCGAAGAAAAGCGCCGUGAACAAGCAGACCAAGAGCCAGCAGAGUUGGACGCGGACCGUCCUCCUAUUCAAAGAACCAGCACAAUAUCAUCCCGCCUGACAGAGUCGCACUAUGCAGCUCUUCCGCAUGGUACGAGCCUCGAGGGGUGGAGUGCCGCCGAAAAGUCCGAGCUAGACGACCAUGUCCGACACAUGCUGCACUCACGGCGAUCCAGGUUCAAACGGAGAAUGAAGGGAUUCGGUCAAUACGUCAGAAGACCGCUGGGCUUCUUUGUCACCCUCUAUGCCACUCUCAUCACCCUCUUUGGCCUUGCAUGGGUUCUCUUUCUCAUCGGCUGGAUCUAUGUCGGAGAUAAACAAGUUUACACCAUCCACAUCAUCGACAGUGUUCUUGUUGCCCUCUUCGCCAUCAUGGGUGAUGGCCUGGCACCCUUCAGAGCCGUCGACACUUACCACAUGUUCUUUAUUGCUCGCUAUUCUCGUAAGAUUCGCAACGCGGAGAAGGGCAAGAGGCCCAGGUCAAGACUUCAAAAGCGCAGCAUCCCCGAAGAAGUGGCCAACAGCCUCGACGCCAACGGGGGACAUGUUACCUCUCACCAGGCCCGAGAGAUUCUGGCAUCCACAGGCCCUUGCGCGUCUGCUAAUGAAGAAGUCGGGACCGACCCCAACCAACUAGCCGAUCUCGAGAGUGCAAAGACGUCGGUAUCGGAAAACGACAUUCCCGCCUUGACCUACGCUCAGCUGAAAAGCCUCCAACAUCACCAGAAGAAGUUUGCCAAGUCUCACAGUUUUUACAAACCACAAGAAACAUUUACCCAUCACUCAUUCCCGUUGGGCUACCUUAUGGGCAUCGUCAUCCUCCUCGACUGUCACUCUCUCUUGCAGAUUUCGCUGGGCGCCUGCACAUGGGGAAUCGACUACCACACCCGACCAUUUGCCAUUACGACUGUAAUUCUCUGUGUGAGCAUCACCUGCAAUAUUACUGCUGGUCUAUUGAUUAGCAGAGGUGAUCGGAAGACGAGAAAGAAGGAGGUGAUGGAUCUUAUCAAUAGACAAGAGCUUACAGGAGAUGCCAUCAAGCAUAUCGAGAAGAAAAAGAAGGAGCAAGAGAAGGAAAAGGAAAAGGACAGGGACCAAAACAAGGAUGACCAGCAGAGCGAGAGUUCAUCGAGCACGAAGCAUAACGGGAGUUUUAAGAGCGGGAAACUUUUCAAGUCGCCAAGCUGAGAGUGAAGCAUGACUAGAUAGAUGAACACGACAUAUACCAUGCACGGCCGAAUCAAUAUUGAAUAAUACUUAAUUGAUCCUUCCAAUGCUGACUGUGUACUUUGGCAGGGAUGAGAUUAUAUCCCGAUGUAGCUCCCGCCCAAUCGAGAUGCUGACCGGGUCGGUGCGGUAUCAGACUUUUUACUAGGCUUGCCAAGACAUCAGCCGCAUAAGUGCGCCAAGACUUCUUG
Ilyonectria robusta is the source of this 2566-nucleotide messenger RNA. RefSeq lists its product as uncharacterized. The transcript is spliced from 2 exons. The coding region runs from base 183 to 2336 and encodes 717 amino acids. NCBI's taxonomy places the organism in Eukaryota, Fungi, Ascomycota, Sordariomycetes, Hypocreales, Nectriaceae. The record is from RefSeq and is a predicted model, not a curated record.